This is a messenger RNA of Fraxinus pennsylvanica, 1329 nucleotides long. The record is from the annotation of a GenBank genome assembly. NCBI's taxonomy places the organism in Eukaryota, Viridiplantae, Streptophyta, Magnoliopsida, Lamiales, Oleaceae.
AUGACCCAGUUGAAGCCCAUAUUGUCUCAUUUAGACCCGAUCAUCCCUUCGUCCACUGGGAAAUUCAAGCCCGAUAAGUUUUCAGCGUAUAGUUUUCACCGCCUGCGCUGCCACCCUAGGCUUGCUUUUUGGUCUUUCCUUUCUGUUAUUUUCAUCCUGCUUUUCUUCUGUUUCUCCCCUCCGGAUGGUAGCUCCGCCGCCAAACGCCGUAGCCUUCAUACCAGCAGUUAUACGGGCCGGAUGCACUUGGACUCGAACUGGGAAGUGAAGGCCCGGAACUCGGCCCGACCACGAUCCAAGACGGGCUUUUCGGUACUAGUUACUGGUGCUGCUGGGUUUGUGGGAACCCAUGUCUCUCUUUCGCUCAAACGUCGUGGAGAUGGCGUUGUUGGUCUUGAUAAUUUCAACAAUUACUAUGACACUGGGCUGAAAAAGUCCCGAAAAUCACUCCUUGAUCGUGCCGGCGUGUAUGUAAUUGUGGCUGAUAUAAACGACGCAGUUUUGCUUAGGAAGCUCUUCCAGACUGUGCAUUUUACUCAUGUGAUGCAUUUAGCAGCCCAGGCCGGAGUACGGUAUGCAAUGCAGAACCCAAAUUCUUACAUUCAUAGUAAUGUUAAUGGUUUUGUUAGCUUGCUCGAAGCAUGUAAAAAUGCAACCUUACAACCUAGUAUAGUAUGGGCGUCGAGCAGCUCUGUUUACGGGCUUAAUUCUAAGGUACCCUUUUCGGAAAAAGAUAGAACAGACCAGCCUGCUAGUUUAUAUGCAGCUACUAAAAAGGCUGGUGAAGAAAUAGCACAUACGUAUAAUCAUAUUUAUGGACUUUCAAUUACCGGGCUGCGGUUUUUCACAGUUUAUGGGCCGUGGGGAAGGCCAGAUAUGGCUUACUUUUUCUUUACCAAGGAUAUUUUGAAACGGAAAGAGAUUAAGAUAUUUGAAGGGGCUGAUCAUUCAACCGUGGCGCGUGAUUUUACCUACGUAGAUGAUGUGGUGAAGGGUUGUUUAGCAGCAUUGGAUACUGCAAAGAAGAGUACUGGAAACGGUGGGAAGAAGAAAGGUGUGGCGCAGUUUAGGAUAUAUAAUUUGGGGAACACAAAUCCUGUGCCAGUUGAGGAUCUUGUGGCUAUCUUGGAGAAGUUGUUGAAGGUGAAAGCAAAGAAAAAGGUGUUGACCAUGCCGAGGAAUGGAGACGUUUUGUUCACACACGCAAACAUAACUUUGGCAAGAAAGGAGCUAGGGUACAAACCGACAACUGACUUGGAAACAGGGUUGAAAAAGUUUGUGAAAUGGUAUCUCCAUUACUAUGGUUCAAAGAAAAAGAGUGCUUGGUGA